ACUCAAGUCUGUGCAGUCAGUCAGAUGUGCAGCAGAGAGAGUUGCUUACAGUCGACGAGGGCCAGAUCGUUGGGCACGGUGAAGUGACGGGGAAGGAUGUUAUGAGAUGUACGCAUGUGUUGAGUGAUGUCUAGGUAGAGCAGAGCAGUCACUGUCUCGGUCUGCUUGGCAUACAGUGUAUCGUCGCAUUUACCCCGAUUGUUGUGCACUGUGAAGGGAUACUAGGGGAGCUUCAAUUUCACGACAAAACUGAGAACUUUCAAGAUGAACGUUUACUGGAAACCCACGAUCCUUCUCUCCCUCUGCCUCUCCAGUGCUGCCAACAUGAUAAGCUCCCACAACUGUAAAGACAAGCUCAGAACGUUCCAUGUGGUCCGUGUGUCUGUCAACGGCACUGCAUCGGUCAGCUGCCCCAACCUGACAGGCAAGGACCAGGAGGAGAUGAGAUUCCACCUUUACUUGGGCUUGGUCGAGGUUGGCAACCACACUCACGACAGUGCUCACAACCACAACUCCACAGAGACAGUGAGUCCUGUUGGGGAGGGUCUGGGGCUGAGGGUGAACGAACAGGACCAUACGGUCAGUUUUGUCCUCUCUGGAAUGACCACGGAGCGCGCUGGGGUCUAUACCUGUGAGGGGCAACCCAUGUACCCACCUCCCAUUGAGAAAGUACAAGACGAGACUCAGACUGUGGUCCUGGUUGAAGCAUACCAGUGCCAGGCAGGAAAGACUGUGGGAUGUGUAGAGUCUAGAGUGGAUGGUGUCCCUGUUUGGGCAUGGGUGCUGGGGUUCUGGGUCACCAUCCUCUAUGGCCUGGCUGUCACUGUCAUCGCCUUUGUCAUCUGGCUCAGACUGAGGAGAGUGAAGUGUUCCCAGAGCGACUACAUGAACAUCAAACCCAAAGCUCCACUCAGGGGGCCCAGGAAGAAGCAGGGGGUCCAGCAUCCAAUCAGAAUGGGACGAUACUGAUCAGUCAUCCUCAGAUCAGUCAUUCUCAGACAAAAGCAACACGAGAGUUGAGCCUUUAUUGGCCUUUGAGAGCUGACUGGAGAAACAGACAAAGUUCUUUAUGUAAAUACGAAAGCUUGCCCUUCAAAUGAUGUGGUGUAUCUUAGUCAUCUUAGAAAUGUGAAUCAAAUAAUUAUAGUCUGAUGUAAUAUGAUCUUCUGGGAAACUAUUGAGAAUGGAGUCUUGAAGUUGUGGGCAGCAUACUAUAUAAGAAAAUAUCCCCAUGCAUACUGUAGAGAACGAACACACACGCCAACACACAUCAUUUGGUUAAGCAUACAGUCACAGGGAUAUCCUCUUUGAUUUGUAGUGGGCGUGUAGUGAAGAGGAAGACCCUAGCUCUGUGGUGAAUGGGUCUCACAGGAAACAGUGGUUUCCGAAUAUGAGGGGACUGAACCACAUUUUCACACACUCUCUCUGAGAGCCACUGAUUGUCAUGUACAGUAUAUGUAUCAAAAUAAGGGACUGCCUUACAUUGAAACUGGCACACUGAAUGACAAAUCCCUGCUUGUCCUUUUAAUGGACUAAUACUUUGUUACUGUACUUAAGUAUUAUUCUUUUUUAAAUCUAAUCAAGCUGGUGGUUCAAAUUGAGCAUUCCCCAGCUACAGGCCUCUCUCAACUGUUUCAGUGUAUUGUAAUAUUUUAGUUUUAACCAUUGUUUACAGAUUUUUAUAGAACAACUUACAACUCAUCCUUUGAGGGUUAACUUAACUCAGCCACGAGGAAACGGUAAAAUACAAAAAAACUGCUGUAAUGACAAAAACUAAAAAACACACCCAUAGUAUCAUUUCCUGUCUACUUGGAGGCUUGUGUUUUGUACCAUUGUGCACUAGAGUAUGCAUAAGAUGGACUGCAUCUUGAUGUUGCACACCUUGCAGUUUCUAUGUAGAUAGGGCAAACGCAUUAAACCAGCAGACUAUUUUAUUUUUUAUUUAACCUUUAUUUAAUCAAGCUGGUGAUUCAAAUUGAGCAUUCCCCAGCUACAGGCCUCUCUCAACUGUUUCAGUGUAUUGCAAUAUUUUAGUUUUAACCAUUGUUUACAGAUUUUUAUAGAACAACAUACAACUCAUCCUUUGAGGGUUAACUUAAGUAACUCAGCCACGAGGAAACGUUAAAAUACAAAAAAAACUGCUGUAAUGACACAAACAAAAAAACACACCUAGCAUAAUUUCCUGUCUACUGUUUCCUUGAAGCGUGUGUUUUGUGCCAUUUUGCACUAGAGUAUGCAUAAGAGGGACUGCACCUUGAUGUUGCACACCUUGCAGUUUCUAUGUAGAUAGGGCAAAUGCAUUAAACCAACAGACUAUUA
Molecule: messenger RNA, 2319 nt
Organism: Salmo salar (Atlantic salmon)
Lineage: Eukaryota; Metazoa; Chordata; Actinopteri; Salmoniformes; Salmonidae
Product: T-cell-specific surface glycoprotein CD28
Biological process (GO): regulation of T cell proliferation; T cell receptor signaling pathway
Cellular component (GO): external side of plasma membrane
Source: RefSeq, a predicted model, not a curated record